Oryctolagus cuniculus (rabbit) is the source of this 3583-nucleotide messenger RNA. RefSeq names its product serine peptidase inhibitor Kazal type 5 (gene SPINK5). Gene Ontology annotation, molecular function: protein binding. The record is from RefSeq and is a predicted model, not a curated record. Lineage: Eukaryota; Metazoa; Chordata; Mammalia; Lagomorpha; Leporidae.
CAGUUGUGCCAGUAUAUAAAAAAGUGAGCUGCAUCUCUACGAGUUCAGUCUUGGAGCACCAGCUGAGCAAUGCACGGAGUAGACUUGUAGCUGACUUACAUCAUCUUCACCAUGAAAACAGUCACAGUGCCCAUGCUUCUGACCCUGGCUCUUUGCCUCAUUCAAGAUGCUGCCAGUGAGGAUGAAAAUCAGGAAACAUGCAGUAAAUUUCGAAUCUUGAUGAAAAAUGGAAAGUUGCUCUGUCCCCAAGAUGAAAAACUUUUUCAAACCCCUGAUUGGAUAACAUUCAUCAACAAAUGUGUCAAGUGCAAAAUGAUAUUGGAAAAAGAAACAAUACCUCAGAGAAAGGCCAGGCAUUUAACAAGAACCACCAGGGCCACAGCUCCAGCAGAGCUGCAUUGCGAUGAUUUCAGGAAAGAAGAAAGAGAUGGAGGUUUUGUCUGUACUGAUGGUGAUACAGCUGUUUGUGGCACAGACGGGAAAACAUACAGCAACAGAUGUGAGCUGUGUGCUGAGAAUGAGAAAACCAGUUCCCAAGUUGGCAUAAAGAGUGAAGGACAAUGUGAGAGCAGUAAUCCAGUUCAGGAUGUAUGCAGUGCUUUCCGGGCCUAUGUGAAGGAUGGACGACUUGGAUGCACAAGGGAAAACGAUCCAGUUCUGGGUCCUGAUGGGAGGACACAUGGCAAUAAGUGUGCCAUGUGUGCAGAGCUCUUUUUAAAAGAAGCUGAAGAAAAUGCCAAGCGAGAAGGUGAAGCCAGAAUUCCACGAGAUGCAGAAAAGGAUCUUUGCAAGGAAUAUGAGAAGCAAGUGAGGAAUGGAAGACUUUUUUGCACACGAGAGAGUGACCCAAUCCGUGGCCCUGAUGGCAAGAUGCAUGGCAACAAAUGUGCCCUGUGUGCUGAAAUUUUCAUGCGACGUUUUACAGAAGAAAAAAACAAAGCAGAUAAAACACCGAGAAAAGCUGAAGAUAAGGUUAAAGUUAAAAAAGAAAUAGAGAAACUCUGCAGUGAAUUUCAAGAUCGUGCAAAAAAGGGGACACUUUUCUGCACCAGAGAAAAUGACCCUGUUCGUGGCCCAGAUGGGAAAAUGCAUGGCAACUUGUGUUCCAUGUGCCAAGCCUUCUUCAAAGCAGAAGCUAAAGAAAAGAAAAAGGUUGAAGCUCAACUAAGAAAUAAAAGAGAAGCUGGAAAAACACCCUCAUAUGACGAGCUUUGCAGUGAAUACCGGAACUUGAUGAGGAACGGAAAGCUCCUUUGCACCAGGGAGAAUGACCCCAUCCAGGGCCCAGAUGGGAAAAUGCAUGGCAACACCUGCUCCAUGUGCGAGGCUUUCUUCCAAGCAGAGGAAGAAAAGAAAAAGAAGGAAAGUGAAUCAAGAAAUAAAAGACAAUCUGAGAAUACAACCUCCUUUGAGGAGUUGUGUAAUGAAUACCGUAAGUCCUGGAAGAAUGGUCAGCUCCUUUGCACCAGAGAGAAUGACCCCAUCCAGGGCCCAGAUGGGAAAAUGCACGGCAACACCUGCUCCAUGUGUGAGGCUUUCUUUAAACAACAAGAAAGAGCAAGAGCAAAGGUUAAAAGAGAAACUGCAAAGGAAAUGUGCAGUGAAUUUCGGGACCAAGUGUGGGGUGGAAUGCUCAUAUGCACCAGGGAGAAUGAUCCUGUCCGUGGCCCAGAUGGCAAAAUGUAUGGAAACAUGUGUACCAUGUGUGCCAGUGUGUUCAAACUGGAAGAAGAAGAGAAGAAAAAUAGUAACAAAGAAGAAAAGGAAAAAGUCAACAUUGAUAAAGUUAAGAGAGCAGCUGUGCAGGAGCUGUGCAGUGAAUACCGCAACUAUAUGAGAAAUGGACGGCUGCCCUGCACCAGAGAGAAUGACCCUAUUGAGGGCCUGGAUGGGAAAAUCCACGGCAAUCCCUGCUCCAUGUGUGAGGCCUUCUUCCAGCAAGAAGCCAAAGAAAAAGAAGCCAAAGCCAGAGCAAAAGCUAAAAGAGAAGUCAGCAAGGAUGCAUGCAAUGAAUUUCGAAGCCUUUUGCAAAAUGGGAAACUUUUCUGCACACGAGAAAAUGAUCCUGUGCGUGGCCCGGAUGGCAAGACCCAUGGCAACAAGUGUGCCAUGUGUAAGGCAGUCUUCCAGAAAGAAGAUGAAGAAAGAAAGAAGAAAGAAGAGGACAGUCAGAGAAAUUCUGCAGGACAUGAUUCCAGUGGUGGUGGAGGCGGGAAAGAUGAGGAUCCUUGUGCUGAGUAUCGGGAAAACAUGAAAAAUGGAAAACUCAGUUGUACUCGAGAGAGUGAUCCUGUGCGUGAUGCUGAUGGCAAAUCAUACAACAAUAAGUGUACCAUGUGCAAAGAAAAACUGCAAAGGGAAGCAGAGGAAAAAAAUAAGGAUUCUAACUUCAGAUCAAAUGGGACCGGGUCAGGAUCAGGAAAGGAUGUAUGUGAUGAGUACAGAGGCCAAAUGAAAAAUGGACAACUUCUCUGCACGCGAGAAAGUGAUCCCGUGCGGGGUCCAGAUGGCAAGACACAUGGCAAUAAAUGUGCUAUGUGUAAGGAAAGGCUGGAAAGGGAAGCAGCUGAAAAAAAAAAGAAAGAGGAUGAUGACAAGAGAAAUGCAGGAGAAAAGAACAAUGACAAGCAUGAUGAGUGUCAUGAAUUCCGGAGCCAACAGAGAGACUUGGGAAAACUUGUCUGCACCAGAGAAAAUAACCCUGUUCGAGGCCCUGAUGGCAAGAUGCAUGUCAACAAGUGUGCUAUGUGUCAGAGCAUAUUUGAGCGAGAAGCUAAUGAAAGAAAAAGUGAUGAAGAAAAACCAACUGCCAAGUCCUCAAAUGAUGCAAAGGACGAAUGUAGUGACUUUCGAAACUACUUAAGGAACAAUGAACUCAUCUGCACUCGAGAGAAUGACCCAGUGCGUGGUGCUGAUGGAAAAUUUUAUAAAAACAGGUGCUACAAGUGCAGAGCUACCUUUCAAAGAGAAGCUUUGGAAAGGGAAAAACUUCAAGAAAAGUUGUCCCACAUUCAAGCUUCUGAGGAGAAAGACAGCCUAGAUUCCAUCAGUUCUCUGGAUUCUGAGAUGUGCAAACACUACCGAGUAUUGCCCAGGAUAGGUUAUCUUUGCCCAAAGGAUUUGCAACCUGUCUGUGGAGAUGAUGGCCAGACGUACAACAAUCCCUGCAUGCUUUGUCAUGAAAACCUGAUACGCCAAACUAAUACACACAUCCGUAGUAAAGGGAGAUGUGAGGAGGGCAGCGACCCAGGAGCCACACCUGUCAGCCUGCCUACAUCUGACAAAUGAUGUGAGGACUGGUGAAAGCCACAUUGGAGAAAGAUACCCCCGUUCUGAAUCACCUCCCUUCACCUUCUGUAUAUACAAGGAAUUCUUCAAAAGCUCAUCUUAUUUACUAUAGAAAAUAGCACAGUGCUGUUGGGAAUGGACUCACUGAUUUUCAGGCUUUUCCAUCUCUUUCCUCCUAGACUCUGUGAUCUGAGGUUACAUAGACAUCUCUACCCAGUCUUUUCUCUGGAAAUGUCAUCCUGAUCACAAUGCUGUCUGUCCAACUGCCUGUUUAAUAAAAGUAGACUCAGCAGAA